This is a messenger RNA of Erythranthe guttata (spotted monkey flower), 842 nucleotides long. Its product is annotated as putative RING-H2 finger protein ATL21A. Gene Ontology annotation, molecular function: polysaccharide binding. Lineage: Eukaryota; Viridiplantae; Streptophyta; Magnoliopsida; Lamiales; Phrymaceae. The record is from RefSeq and is a predicted model, not a curated record.
UAUAUAUAUAACUCGUGUCACCAUUUCCAAAUGGCCUGCCUGCUUAAAAAAUCCAGCUCCUUUUGACUUAUGGGCUUUCUUCUAAGAACCAUCUUCUUUGCACUAUUUCUUUUUCAGACAAUCCAAUCACAAAAUGAUUGCCGAUUUCAAUCCUGCGGAGAAAAUCAAUUCCUAGUACGGUUUCCUUUCCGAUUGCGAGGCGAAAAACAACCUGAAAGAUGCGGCUACCCUGGUUUUGACUUGAUCUGCACUACUACUACUUAUAACAACAAACGCAAUUCACAGGUACCAUUGCUCAAUCUUCCUUAUUCGGGCGAUUUCGUUAUUCGAGAUAUAAACUAUCUCACCCAAGAAAUCCAACUCUACGAUCCAAACAACUGCCUCCCGAAACGGCUACUAAAUCUAAACCUCUCUUCUUCUCCCUUCUUUUCCGGUUACUCCGAAAACCUCACCUUCCUUAGCUGCCCACCGGAGCAAAUUGCAAACUCCCGUUUCGCGAAAAUCGAUUGCCUCAGCAAUUCCACGUCGUCGGUUUUGGCAACUUCUUCGAUGAAUCUUGUGAAAGCUUUGAGCGAUAAUUGCAGCACUAUUGCAGCUCUCUCUGUGCCGGUUUUGUGGCCGUUGCAAAACAGUAAUGAUUGGCUUUCGUCUGAUCUCAGCGGCGAUCUUAUGUUGACUUGGAAUGUUCCGAACUGCGAAGGGUGCGAGGCGAGAGGUGGCGUUUGUGGAUUCGAAAACGGCACGAGUGAUCGGAUUAUGUGUUACACUGAUCCUAGAACAGGUAACUAAAAUUAUGUUUUCAAUUUAAAUUGUUUUAUGGUAUGAACUUUGAAACUUUGAAC